Psylliodes chrysocephalus is the source of this 2206-nucleotide messenger RNA. The record is from the annotation of a GenBank genome assembly. Lineage: Eukaryota; Metazoa; Arthropoda; Insecta; Coleoptera; Chrysomelidae.
CUUGCGGUAACGUUAAUCGUUACAAAUUAUGGUACGGAAUGUUGUAAGCUGGGCAAAACACAUUCCAAUGGUGACAGGUGGUGACAAUAAGCUAUUUGCGCCAUAACAAUCAUUCAAAUAUUUGUUUAAUGCUUUAUUUUGAAUAACUAGUUGAUUAUUACAUGGAAAUAACAAUACUAAGGUUUUGUAAAAUGCUCCAAAGCUAUUCAGAAAUUCUUCAUAUCCUUUUAUUAUAACUUUAAAGUUCUAUUCAAAAUGAAAGGAGGUUAGGAAUGUGGAAAGUAGUCCAGGAAAAUACUGGAGGGCAACAUGAGGUGAUGCAUCCAGAGACAUGGCAGAAUUCUUGCCACUAUGCGAUUUAUUGUUCAACGUCGUGUCCCUUGCAGCAUAUUUCUGUGAUUUAGUCUUUGAUUUAUUAGUAGUAUAUGCUCUCUACACAAAAGGUCUAACAGUUACUUUUUCCCAAUGUCUAGGUGCCAUAAUUUUGAGUACACUAGUUUCACAAAUUUUAUCAAUGCAUUGGUAUUUAAGAUCUAAAACAGAAGGUUGGCAAAAAAUUGUUGUUAUAGUGCUACACAUUUUGCAAUUUGGUGUCCUAUGGCGAUAUGCUCGACUUCUUGUACCUGUUCAAUUAGCUAGUGUUAAGAGUGAAGUUAGAGACUUAUGUAUUUUGAGACUAGUGCAUGGAUUCUUGCAAGCAGCCCCUAUGUUGCUAUUACAACUCACAUUGUUACCAGGUGUGGAACAUGGACCUCAAACUGAUCUAAUAAAAGUGUCGUCAGCCCUAUCCCUAUUUUCAGUUUGUUGGGCUCUAGCAUCAUUUAGCAAGCAUAUACAAAGUAUUGAUAGGCUUGUACUUACCUGGUUAGGAGUUGUGUCCCAGUUACUUUGGAGAGGAGGUACAAUAACUGCCAGGGCCCUUGCUCUCUCAGCCUAUGCAGCAACAUACCAUUCGUGGAUUUUUCUUGUGCUAGCACUUCAUUGGGCUUGUAUGUUUCUUUGGUUACUCUCGCCCAGAAGCCCUUUUCAUGGGCAAAGAGGUAGCAAGUUAGGAGUUUGUGCCCUUAUGGCUGCUAUUUAUGUUUUGGCCUACAUAAAUUUACAAGAUAAACCACAUAGAAGGACUAUGGGUAUAUUUUAUGUGGUAAUGUUACUGGAAAAUUGUUUAUUGGUAGGAGCAUGGGUAGCAGCAAUAUGGACUGUUAGACCAGAACAUUGGGAAUUGGUUCCAAUUCUUAUGAUAAGUUUGUUUGCUGCUGGCAUUACAUUUAUGCUUAUUUAUUACAAAUUCUUCCACGUAAAACGCUUAAUGGAAAAGCCAUCUCAACCACCAGGUGUAUUUAAUUGUCGGUUUAGUAGCCCAUCAGCAUCUGCUCUUUAUCGCAAAAAGAAGAAACCAACAACUUUUGUACCUCCUCCUGGCCUUGGACCAGUUUCUGUCCCUUUCUGGAGAAGACCCUUACCAUCAUCUAGUGAAAAUGAAGGGAGCAGUGUCGGUUCAAGAGUAAACAUUCAUCAAAAACUGCAAGAAAAAAAGCAAAAACAAUUAGCGGAACUAAAGAUAAUUGAAGAAGAAAUAAAACAGGGCAAGCUUGUUGGUCCAGGAGGAGCAGAAUUUGAUGAUAGACAACCAAUACCAAGAACGAAACGUCAUGUUGAACCUCAACUCUUGAGUUUGUCAUCAUUAAAUAAUUUAGCAAGCUAUGGAAUUUUAGCUCGUCGACCGCCUCCAAGAGCACCUAGAAGCCGAACUCCUGAACUACUUCUAGCCCCCAGGUACCUCUACUGUGACUGCCCAAUUCCUGAACCUGAAAUCGUAGAAGUACCAGUCCCCCAUAUCUCCUCAGACCUAGAAAGCCAAGUGUCAAUACCCCGUUCUUAUACAUUGCCUAGAGAAUUCAAGUAUUACCGAAGACAAAGAGUUGGAAGACCAAUUCAACCAAUUCCCUCUACAAAUAGCAGCGAUGGAGAUGUGGAUAGUGGAGAUGACGAAUCCGAUUGUAAUCCUCCUCCUCCCAACAUUGUCAGACCUCUGAGGAGGCAUUUUAGACAUGAAACUAAGUUGUGAUUGUAAACCUUCCAUGGAAUGGGUUCUCGAAACUUAGACUACAAAAACAUGAAAAAGUAACUCAAAUACGCAUUCUCAAUCAUGGAUUGCAAAAAUUGUGUUUUAGAAAUAAAAAUUCUUAAUUUUAACGUCACUAUG